AUGGUUUUUCUAGGAAAUUUAGUUAUUCACGAUUUUGAUACUUCCCUCUCUAUCUUUGAAUUCUUUCUUCCAUUCUUUAUUUUCUUUUGUUUUAUUUUUUUCCUUCAUUCGUUCUUUCUUUCUUUAUUUAUUUAUUUAUUUAUUUGUUCGAUUAUUUCUUGUUCAUUCAUUCACUCUUCAAUUGUUUUCUUUGUUCAUUCGUUCAUUUAUUCAUUCCUUCUUUUUUUCUUCAAUUGUUUUCUUUGUUCAUUCACUUCAUUCAUUCAUUCUUUCUUUCUUUCUUCAAUUGUUUUUUCUUUUUCAUUUUUAUUCAUUCAUUCAUUCCUUUUUUUUUCUUCAAUUAUUUUUUUUUUUGUUCAUUCGUUCAUUCAUUCAUUCCUUCUUUCUUUCUUCAAUUGUUUUCUUUGUUCAUUCGUUCAUUCAUUCAUUCCUUCUUUUUUUCUUCAAUUGUUUUCUUUGUUCAUUCGUUCAUUCAUUCAUUCCUUCUUUCUUUCUUCAAUUGUUUUCUUUGUUCAUUCGUUCAUUGAUUCAUUCCUUCUUUUCUUUCUUCAAUUGUUUUCUUUGUUCAUUCGUUCAUUCAUUCAUUCCUUCUUUUUUUCUUCAAUUGUUUUCUUUGUUCAUUCGUUCAUUCAUUUUCAUUUCCUUCUUUUUUUUUUCAAUUGUUUUCUUUUGUUCAUUCGUUCAUUGAUUUCUUUUUUUUUCAUUUUUUUUGUUCCUUCAAUUUUUUCUUUUUUUUUCUUUUUUUCAAUUGUUUUUUUUGUUCCUUUCAUUCCUUUUUCUUUUUUUUUUGCUUCAAUUAUUUUUUUUUGUUCCUUUUCGUUUUCAUUUUGCAUUCAUUUCUUUUUUCUUUCUUUCUUCAAUUGUUUUUCUUUGUUCAUUUUUUUCAUUCAUUUUUUGCCUCCUUUUUCUUUUGUUUUAUUUUUCAAUUGUUUUCUUUGUUUUUCAUUUUGUUCAUUCAUUCAUUCCUUCUUUUUUACUUUCUUUUCAAUUGUUUUCUUUUUUCAUUCCUUUUCAUUUUGUUUUUUUUUUUUUUUUCUUUUGUUUUGUUUUUUGCUUUUUUCAUUCGUUUUCUUUCAUUCAUUCCUUUCUUUUCUUUGUUUCAUUUUUUUUUGUUCCUUUUCAUUUUCUUUCUUCAUUUCCUUUUUUUGUUUUUUUUUUUUUUUCAUUUUUUUUUUUUUCUUUUUUUUCAUUUUUUCAUUCCUUUUCAUUUUUUUUCGUUUUCCUUUUCAUUUCUUUUUUUUUUCCUUUUCAAUUUUUUUUUUUUUCGUUCAUUUUCAUUCAUUUUUUUUUUUUUUCUUUUUCAAUUGUUUUCUUUGUUCAUUUCGUUUUCAUUUUUUUCAUUCCUUCUUUUUUUUUUCUUCCUUUUCAAUUGUUUUUCUUUUUGUUCAUUCGUUUUUCAUUUUUUUUUUCUUUCUUCCUUUUCAUUUUUUUCUUUUCAUUCGUUUUCAUUUGUUUUUUUUUUUCUUUCUUCAAUUGUUUUUUUUUUUCAUUCCUUUCAUUUGUUUUAUUUUCUUUUUUUUUUCUUUUUAUUGUUUUCUUUUGUUUUUUUUUUUUUCAUUCAUUCCUUUUUUUUUUGCUUCUUUUCUUUCUUUCUUUUUUCAUUGUUUUUUUAUUUUUUUUUCCUUUUCAAUUGUUUUCUUUUGCUUCCUUUUCAUUUUUUUUCUUUUGCUUCCUUUUCAUUUUUUUUUUUGCUUCCUUUCAAUUGUUUUCUUUUUUUCCUUUUCAUUUUUUUUUCAUUUUUCUUCCUUUUUUUUUUUUUUUGCUUCCUUUUCAUUUGUUUUCUUUUUUCCUUUUCAUUUUGCAUUGUUUUUUUUUUCCUUCUUUUUCUUUUUUUUUGUUUUUUUUUUUCAUUUGUUUUUAUUCAUUUUCCUUGUUUUUUUUUUUCAAUUGUUUUCUUUUUUUCUUCUUUUCAUUCAUUUUCAUUUUAUUUUUUUUUUUUUAUUUUUAAUUGUUUUCUUUUUUCAUUCCUUUUUCAUUUGUUUUUUUUUUUUUCUUUGUUUUUUUUGUUUUUUUUUUUUUUUUCCUUUUCAUUUGUUUUAUUUUUGCUUUUUUCAUUUGUUUUCUUUUUUCUUCCUUUUCAUUUUUUCUUUUGCUUCCUUUUCAUUUGUUUUAUUUUGCUUCAUUUUCAUUUUUUUUUUGCUUCUUUUCAUUUCAUUUUUUUUCUUCCUUUCAUUUUCUUUUGCUUCAUUCAAUUUGUUUUCUUUUGCUUCCUUUUCAAUUGUUUUAUUUUUUUCCUUUCAUUUUCAUUUUCAUUUUGCUUCCUUUUCAAUUUCUUUUUUUUUGCUUCCUUUUCAUUUUUUUCUUUUGUUCAUUUUUUUUUGCUUCAUUUUCAUUUGUUUUUUUUUUUCAAUCUUUUUUUGUUUUUUUUUUCUUUUGUUUUCAUUUGUUUUCAUUUUGUUCUUUUUCAUUUUAUUUUUUUUUUUUUCAUUUCUUUUUUUUUUUUUCCUUUUCAUUUCAUUCUUUUUGCUUUGUUUUCAUUUGUUUUCUUUUUACUUUUUUCAUUUGUUUUCUUUUUUUUUUUUUUCAAUUGUUUUUUUUUUGUUCCUUUUCAUUUCAUUUUAUUUUUUCUUCCUUUUUUUUUUUUUUUUUUGCUUGUUUUUCUUUGUUUUCAUUUUUGCUUCAUUUUCAUUUGUUUUCUUUUUUUUUUUUUUUCAAUUGUUUUCUUUUGCUUCAUUUUCAUUUGUUUUCAUUUUGCUUUCUUUUUUUUGUUUUUUUUGCUUCAAUUCAAUUGUUUUUAUUUUUGUUCCUUUUCAUUUGUUUUCUUUUUUUCCUUUUCAUUUUUUCUUUUGCUUUUUUCAUUUGUUUUCUUUUGCUUCAUUUUUUAUUUUUUUUCAUUUUUUUUUUCCUUUUUUUUUUUUCUUUUUCUUUUUUUUUUUUUUUUCUUUUUUUUUUCAAUUUUUUUCGUUCAUCCUUUUCAUUUGUUUUAUUUUUGCUUCUUUUCUUUUUUUUCUUUUUGCUUCCUUUUCAUUGUUUUCGUUCAUUCCUUUUCAUUUGUUUUCUUUUUCCUUUUCUUUUUUUUCAUUUGUUUUCAAUUUUGCUUCCUUUUCAUUUGUUUUAUUUUUUCAUUCCUUUUCAUUUUCAUUCCUUUGA
Acanthosepion pharaonis is the source of this 3090-nucleotide messenger RNA. The record is from the annotation of a GenBank genome assembly. Lineage: Eukaryota; Metazoa; Mollusca; Cephalopoda; Sepiida; Sepiidae.